Molecule: messenger RNA, 1716 nt
Organism: Panicum hallii
Lineage: Eukaryota; Viridiplantae; Streptophyta; Magnoliopsida; Poales; Poaceae
Exons: 4
Coding region: 101-1528 (475 amino acids)
Source: RefSeq, a predicted model, not a curated record
UCAGCUGCUGCACACACCGACUGAAAUACACAAGUCGAAGAAACUAGGCCCGAAAAAUUCGGCCCACACAUAAAACGCCAGCAAGGCCCACAAAAGAAAGAUGGUUUGCAGCCGCCUAGGGGUUUGUGGAUCGGAAUCGAAGACGAAGUCGAACAGGGAGGGAGAGGGGAGUCGGAGAGCCGGCGAGCGGAGCGAUCCAAUGGCAACGCCGUCCGUCCCGACGUUCAUUCGGGAGCCGAAAUUCUUGGUUGCCCCCGAGCUUCCCGAGAUGGGGCCCCGAUACCCGGAGUGGAUCCUCCUCUCGACGCGCGCCUACAUCUCCGACCGCGUCAACGCGGCGACCGUCGCUUGCAGCAACACCAGCGACGGCCACCCUAUCCAGGUCUCUCUCUUCGCUGCUACCCCGCCCGCAGUAUCCCACCUCUGCGUCCACUGCCCCGGCAGAGAGACCCACCAAUUUAGCGACAACCCCGGGGUCAUCUUCUCCCGGGACGAUCUGAUACUGCUCAAUGUCUCCUUUGCCUGCGGCGACAUGACCGACUUCUUCGUUUACAAGGCUGGCCCCAAGACCCCCUCGCUCGUCCGGAUCGCAAUUCCAGAUCUCAGCAUCUCAAGCUUCCUCAACACCGGGAUCGUGUGCUGCGGCGCCGACCACUUCGCGGUGGCUGCUCUCAUAGCAGACUACAUGACUGACAUGUUCGAGUUGUCCGUCUUCAAUUCCAAGACUCGGGUGUGGGAGACCAGGCUGCUGCCGCUGGAGCCGUCGGAAUCGCUUUGCCAUCCUGCUGAGCUUAGCUUCUUCCCAAGCAAGGUGAUCCCGCUGGAAGGUUCCCUCUUGGGAUGGGUCGACCUGUGGAACGGUAUCCUGCUGUGCGAUAUUCUUUCGGAUAACCCCAAGCUCCACUACGUCCCAAUGCCUAAGCCGAUGCCAGGCAAUGUGGCUCUUAAAGGAGAGGGCGAGCCAAAAUGUUAUAGAGAUGUCAUUGGCUGUGGGGACCUGAUCAAGGUAGUUGAGGUGGACUACGAAUAUAAUGGCACUGAAGUCGCCGAUAUCAACAGCUACGUACCUGAAGAAUGGACACUUGUCACACUAACUCGAAGGCUUGAUUCGAGGGAGUGGAAAAGAGGCCAUGAGGUGAACAUUGGGGAUAUAACAGUCUCUCAAGACUUUUAUGGGCAUACAGAUGUGUUGCCUCGGUUCUGUGAGAAUGGAACCCCAUCCUUGAAGAAAAUGCCACUCGGCUUCCCAACUUUGUGUGAAUGGAACAACAUGGUGUACUUUAUGUGCAAGGUUAGCCUCAUGGACUACAAUGGUUGGGUGGUUGCUGUUGACAUGAACUCAAACAAGUUGCAAGCAGUAUCCAGUUUUUGUGGAGCGACCUUGCCUGGGUUCUCGACAGCAUACUAUCCAAGCUCGUUUACAAAGUAUCUCAACAACAGCGGCGCGCGCCCAGAAAUUGAGCUAAAUGCCCAAACCUCUGAUGGUCUAGCAAGCACCGAUACGGAGGACUCCUCCGUCGAUGAUUAGACAUUUCUGGAUAUCCCAAGCCUAGCCUCGUAAGGGGGGAAGUGAAGAAACUUUCGUAUGGCAUGCUCUGAUGGAUGGAUUGUGGCUUCAGUGGGACUUGGCCCCCUGUCUAAAAAGAAGUGAAUGUGCAUCUUUAUUAUAGCGAACGCUUUCCUUUGCAUAAAUAUUUGCAUGCUUGUUUUGUUUUA